This is a messenger RNA of Ambispora gerdemannii, 288 nucleotides long. The record is from the annotation of a GenBank genome assembly. NCBI's taxonomy places the organism in Eukaryota, Fungi, Glomeromycota, Glomeromycetes, Archaeosporales, Ambisporaceae.
AUGGAAAGAUGUUGGCAUGACGAUCCAUCUCAAAGACCUAACAUUGAUCAACUUCUUAAAGAAAUCAAAAAAACACGGCGUUUUGGUUCAAAAUGGAUAGAAAAUGAUAUUGAUGAAAAUGAAAAAAAUGCAUCUUUAGAUAGCAAUCGACAUAAUCAUAACACAUUAACGUUAAGACAAGAAAUUCACCCAGAAGCAAUUUAUACAAGCAGAUUUAUUAGCUAUGCUACGACCGUACACAGUGAUGAUUUGUUUGCAUCUGCUAAUAAUACCAAAAAUUUACCUUAA